This is a messenger RNA of Ziziphus jujuba (common jujube), 1995 nucleotides long. RefSeq names its product BTB/POZ domain-containing protein At3g49900. Gene Ontology annotation, molecular function: protein binding. Lineage: Eukaryota; Viridiplantae; Streptophyta; Magnoliopsida; Rosales; Rhamnaceae. The transcript has 4 exons. The coding region runs from base 278 to 1744 and encodes 488 amino acids. The record is from RefSeq and is a predicted model, not a curated record.
AAUCAAAAAAUACCUUUUAUUCGAUCAAAAUGCACAAAUUUGAAGGUGGAGUUAUGGCUAGCAUUUAUGACCCAUCACAUGCAUGCCUUUAAUAUACCCCUUCACAAAAUUUAUAACCCCAGCACCAAGAAUUCCUCACCCUUCCAAACAAAAAAAAAAAAACCCUACUGCCAAUAACAGCACCAAUUAAAUACAUCAAAUUAAAAAAAAAAAAAAAAUUCUUGGAAAACUGUGUAUCUCAAGGGACGGAAGCUAAGCUAAAGCCUAAAGGGGGACAAUGAAGGGUUGGAAAAAUUUAGAGGUGGUUGAGACAAUCUAUGAAGAAGAAUAUGAGUUCUCUUCUUCCUCUUCUUCUCUCUCCCCAACUCCCUCUUCUCCGCCUACACCUCUCCAUUCUAAAGUGGAGGCAUGGUCACUGGCAGCAGGGAGGAAAGCAGAAGUUGUUAUAAGAGUUGGUGGAAAAUGCUUCCAUUUGCACAAGGAGCCUUUAACAUCAAGGAGCACCUAUCUAAAACGGCUACUAACGGAAUCCGUAACAGAGCUCACGCUCUCCCCGCCUUUAAACAUUUCGGCCGAAACGUUCACUUUGGUAGCUGAUUUUUGUUAUGGGACCCGCCUCGUUAUAACGCCGUUCAAUCUGGCAGCUCUUAGAACAGCAGCCGAGCUGUUAGAAAUGACGGAGGUUAACGGCGAUGGCGAUGAUAACUUGGUGCAAAUAACGGACCCUUACUUUCGCCAAGUCAUCGCCGUUAAUCGACAGCAUGCGUCCAUUGUUUUCCGCACGUGUCUGUCUCUGCUUCCAGAGGCAGAAACGGCAGCGUUUUUGUUGAGCAAGUGUGUUGAAGCAAUGAAUCUGACGGACGACGAUAACGGUGGCGAUGAAGAAGAUGAUGUGGAUGGAGUUGAUUGGUUCAAUAACGUCUUAACGGUGUGCCCAGAGGAUUUUCAUAUAGUUGCGGAGGCAAUGCAACGUCGUUUUACCAGCCAUGACGGUGUUUAUAAGCUCGUUGAUUUUUAUAUCCGGGAACACAGUAAGAAGAUAACAGAGGAGCAGAAGAUCCAAAUAUGCAAUUCCAUAGACUGCAACAAACUCUCUGCUGAAAUCCUCAUGGAAGCAGUUCAAAACCCCGUAAUGCCGCUAAGAUUCAUCGUCCGAGCCAUGUUGGUUGAGCAGCUCAACACCCGGCGCUGCAUUUUCUCCACCUCUCUCACACAAUCUCGCCAUCGUCCGCCUCCGCCGCAGGAAGACUGCAAAGAAGAAGGCCCAAUCACAUUGGGCGCCAUCCUCCAGCGCGAAGCAACGCUACGCGAAUCGGAGAGGCUCAAGGCAACACUGAACGCCACGAGCUUGAGAAUCCAAAGCUUGGAGGAAGAACUCAAUGGCAUGAAGAAGAAAUUGUUGGAUGAAUCUGAGAAACAGAGGAAAAGCAUAUCGAUGGGGUCUGGUCGGUCCUCGAGCUUCCAUAUUGGAACUGAAAAUAAGAUAACGAUUGGUGAUAAAAUGUCUGCUUCAUCGGCGAGCUUUCGAUUCUUUGCAAAAGGAAGAAAAAUGGAAGAAACUUCGUCAACGUCAUGUAGAGCUGGGACUCCGAGAUUAACCAAGAAGAUUAGCAGGAGAUUGAUUAAUGGAUUGAAGAAGGCGUUUGGUGUACAGAGUAAUGAAUUGGAUGAUUGUGCUGGUGAGAGUAAAACUUUGAACAAGGUGGAUAGAAAUGGACGCGAUCGGAGAUGUGAAAGAGUGUGAUUAAAACAGCAAGAGCUAUCAAACUCUGUUUCAACCUUAAUUAUAUUCAUCAAUUGAUAAUCAAAGAUCUUUGACUUUUUAAGUAUAUAUAGAAAAAUACAAAAUAGCCAUUUUUCUUUUCAAAAUUGUCAUUAUUUAUUAUUUCUGGUAAAUGUUUUCAUAAUUAUUAAUACUUUUGUCAAUGUGAGCUAGGAACGUUAUACAUUUCUACUUAACCUUUUUCUUUUUUCGUUUCGUUAAAUAAUAAUUAG